GCGCGCCAUGCUGCGUACCCUUAUAUAAGAUGUCUAUGCCCCGCGCUGUGAUGACGAGGGUUUGUGUUAAAGGUACAGCAUUUCAAUUUCACAAUUCGUUUCAAAAAUAAAAUGUCAUUCAUGUGACGAAAUGUGUUUUAUUAGUGCACAUAUAAAGCCUCGGUGUCAUCGUUUACAUUUGAAUAGCGUAUAUAUGCUCAUGGUGGUGGAUGUUUCCGGGUCCGUUGACGCAAAGACCUUACGUAUUUUAACGUGAUUACGUAUGCGGAAGUGGCAAUCGGCGGACGAAGGAUUCGGCUAACGGGGUCUAUCCGGACUCGGUAACAUUCUGCGUGGGGGUGGGAAAAAACGGCAUUUUCCACGGUACCGACACGACGGCCCGGCAGUGGAUGAUAGAGGGGGGGCAUGGGCGAGCAGAGUGUGAUGAACCACGCCAAAUUAGGCGGCAAUAUGGCUGAAGAUGGCGAUAUACCAAUGGCCCCCACGGUGAGCCGCAGUCAGCAUGACAAUGGCCCCGGUGACGAGCUGGUGAGCUCGGUGACGCUCUACAGGCGUCGGCCUCGGCUCCUACACGGCACCGUCCUCCCGUUCCUGACCGUCCUCUACCCGGGCUGGGUGUACGUGUGGCUGGGAGUGUACGGCGCCUCGGAAUACCCGGAGGCAGGCCUCCUGGCGCUGGCUGCCAUCGGGAUCGCGCACGUCCUCACGGCGCUGUCCGGGUAUUGGUCGGUGCACGCGCACUGUUGGCUUACCUGUUCAAAGGAAGCGGAUCCGAACAAGGCCACGCUGGCAAAGGUCAUCCCCACGCCGAAUAACGGUUCAGCCGAGCUGGUGGCACUGCAGCGGGACCAGGAUGACAACGGGGAAGACCUCCUCUCUUUUGAGUUCCAGAAAAUCCGCUACACCUUCGACCACAAAGAAAAGAAACACUUUUUCCCCAUCGCUUUCCCCAUCAGCCAACCGAUGGGCUACUUUCAGUCGUGGCGAGGGUACCAGGAGGAGGUUGAACUCAAGGCUGCAGAGAAGCAAUACGGCACCAACCGUGCCGAGAUGAUGGUUCCGGAUUUCCUGGAGCUGUUUAAGGAGAGGGCCACCGCACCCUUUUUUGUCUUCCAGGUGUUCUGUGUGGGGCUGUGGUGUUUGGACGAGUACUGGUACUACAGUGUUUUUACGCUUUUCAUGCUGGUGGCCUUCGAAGCGUCCCUGGUCCAGCAGCAGAUGAGGAACAUGUCCGAGAUCCGCCGCAUGGGGAACAAGCCCUACAUGAUCCAGGUUUAUCGCAACCGUAAGUGGAGACCCGUAUCAAGCGACGAGCUCGUCCCCGGUGACAUCGUCUCGAUUGGACGGUCCCCACAAGACAACCUGGUGCCGUGUGAUGUGCUGCUCCUCCGGGGUCGCUGCAUCGUGGAUGAGGCCAUGCUGACCGGAGAGUCUGUGCCUCAGAUGAAGGAACCUGUGGAGGACUUGGACCCAGAGCACGUCCUUAACCUUCAGUUCGACUCUCGACUUCACGUCAUCUCCGGUGGGACCAAAGUGGUUCAGCAUAGCCCUCCUUUAAAGGCCAGUGUUGGACUUAAACCUGUUGACAACGGUUGUGUUGCCUACGUCCUGAGAACGGGAUUCUACACCUCUCAGGGCAAACUUUUGCGCACCAUCCUCUUUGGCGUGAAGAGGGUGACGGCGAACAACCUGGAGACAUUCAUCUUCAUCCUAUUCCUCCUCGUGUUCGCCAUUGCGGCCGCCUCCUACGUGUGGGUGGAAGGGACCAAGGACCUCAGCAGGAAUCGUUACAAACUCUUCCUGGAGUGCACUUUAAUCCUCACAUCAGUGGUUCCACCAGAACUCCCCAUUGAGCUUUCCCUGGCUGUGAACACAUCUCUUAUUGCCUUGGCUAAACUAUAUGUGUUCUGCACUGAGCCCUUCAGGAUUCCCUUCGCCGGGAAAGUGGAGGUGUGUUGUUUCGACAAAACGGGAACGCUGACAAGCGACAGUCUGGUGGUGCGAGGAGUGGCGGGCCUCAGGGCGGGAAAGGAGGUGAUGCCUGUGUCCGAAAUACCCGUCGAAACGCAUCGGGUGGUAGCCACCUGCCACUCGCUCGUCACCCUAGAUGAUGGACAGCUGGUUGGAGAUCCCCUGGAGAAGGCGAUGCUGACUGCUGCUGACUGGACCCUCACCAAAGAUGAAAAGGUCUUUCCACGUGGCAUCAAAACCCAGGGCCUCAAGAUCCAUCAGCGCUUCCACUUUGCCAGCGCUCUUAAGAGGAUGUCAGUCCUGGCUUCUUACGAGAGACUGGGAUCCACAGAGCUCUGCUAUGUCUCUGCGGUUAAAGGAGCACCGGAGACACUCAGAACCAUGUUUUCACGGUGUCCAGAGAGUUAUGACGAAGUGCACAAAGAAAUAUCCAGAGAAGGUGCAAGAGUGCUGGCUUUGGGUUAUAAGGAGAUGGGCCACCUAAAUCAUCAGCAGGUGCGGGAGAUGAGUCGAAAUUUGCUGGAAUGUGACUUGAACUUUGCGGGCUUCAUGGUGGUAUCAUGCCCCCUCAAGAGCGACAGCAAGGCGGUCAUCAGAGAGAUCCAAGAGGCGUCGCAUCAUGUGGUAAUGAUCACAGGGGACAACCCCUUAACGGCGUGCCAUGUCGCCAGAGAGCUCCACUUCAUCCAAAAGGAGCACACGCUUAUAUUGCAACCAGGUCCCAACCAUGGCAGUUGGCAGUGGGAGUCAAUGGAUGGCAGCGUGCACGUACCCCUGCCGCCGCCCUCGGUCCCUUCAUUUAUUUGCCAGUAUGACCUGUGCGUCACCGGCGAAGGUCUUGCGAGACUGUGCUGCAACCCUCAGCUGCUGCACACCCUCUUGCCUCACAUAGGAGUGUUUGCACGAGUCAGCCCCAAACAAAAGGAAUUUGUGGUCACGAGUCUCAAAUCGCUGGGUUAUAUCACACUGAUGUGCGGCGACGGCACAAAUGAUGUCGGCGCUCUCAAACAUGCUCACAUAGGUGUGGCGCUGCUGGCCAACGCCCCUGAGCGCAUGCCUGAAAAAAGAAGACGUGGGAGAGAGAAGGAGGCGCCCGCAGUCGACUCUCGACCCUCGCUACCGGUCUACUCGGGGGGCAAACUGAGCUCCAGGGGGGCCAGACAGAGAGUGAUGGCCCAAAGAGAGGAGCAGCUCGCUGCACAAAAAGAGAGGAUCAGUCAAGUCUUGCGGGAGCUGGAAGAAGAUCAGGUGCAAAUAGUGAAGCUGGGCGACGCCUCCAUCGCCGCCCCCUUCACCUCCAAGCUCUCAUCCAUACAGUGCAUCUGUCAUGUGAUCAAGCAAGGCCGCUGCACGUUGGUCACAACGCUCCAGAUGUUCAAGAUCCUGGCUCUGAAUGCCCUGGUGCUCGCCUACAGCCAGUCGGUGCUCUACCUUGAGGGGGUCAAAUUCAGCGACUUCCAGGCCACCCUGCAGGGUCUGCUGUUGGCCGGAUGCUUCCUCUUCAUCUCUCGGUCCAAGCCACUAAAAACAUUGUCCCGAGAACGGCCUUUACCCAACAUCUUCAAUCUUUACACCGUGUUGACGGUGCUGCUGCAGUUUGCGGUCCACUUCUGCAGUCUGGUCUUUUUGUACAAAGAAGCGCAGAGCAGAAGUCCGCCGAGACAGGAUCGGUUUGUGGACCUGUACAAAGAAUUUGAACCCAGCCUAAUCAACAGCACCGUCUAUAUCAUGUCCAUGGCUAUGCAGAUGGCUACCUUUGCCAUUAACUACAAGGGUCACCCUUUCAUGGAGUCUCUCAGCGAGAACAGACCACUACUGUGGAGCAUCGCCCUGUCCGGCUUGGCUAUUGUGGCACUUCUCACUGGUUCUUCGCCCGAAUUCAAUGAACAGUUUGCCCUAGUGGAUAUUCCAACUGAGUUCAAAAUGAUCAUCGCCCAGGUUCUGGUAGUGGACUUUGCCGCCGCCCUGUUGGUGGACCGCGUCCUGCAGUUCCUGCUGGGCAAAGGAACUCUGAGGGUGCCUUCUUGAACUCUCCUUGCCAUCAGCACCCGCUGCCUUUACCUACCGUAAAGGGAGAGAAGACUUGAGAAAGGAAGAGGAAUGAUGCUGCACGCAGUACUGUACACUCCCCUUCUUCGGUCAACCAUCAACAAUGUUUUCAUCCCUGCCGCACCUCCCUAAACUUGAUCUGUCCCUCCCCAUGUCCGCACAAGACCGUGAAGAAACCAGUAUUGAGUGCAAGACCGUGCCAGCUGAGUGACACAUACAAAAGGGACAUUCUCCAGGAGAAUUAACAAGUGUUUAGGAUUUUUUUGAGGGGCGUGGGGGUACUCUCCUUGUUUUUGUAAAAAGACAUCUCUAACAGACUUAUAAAAAGACUUACAAAGUAUGAGGUCUGUAAGAGACUGAUUUACCCAAACACCACGGGGGACACGCUUCGAUGUCAAAACGUGGGUCUUGAGUUUUGUUUUUUACUUGCGCUACAAUGAUUAAUGAUGAUGUGACUCUAAUUGAUAAAAACUGAAAAAAGAAUGAAGAAGCAGCUAAAGUGAAAGAAACACAUUGCACAUUGACCGUGCUCCAAGGCG
Molecule: messenger RNA, 4559 nt
Organism: Entelurus aequoreus (snake pipefish)
Lineage: Eukaryota; Metazoa; Chordata; Actinopteri; Syngnathiformes; Syngnathidae
Gene: atp13a1
Product: ATPase 13A1
Exons: 24
Coding region: 406-3999 (1197 amino acids)
Biological process (GO): extraction of mislocalized protein from ER membrane; intracellular calcium ion homeostasis
Cellular component (GO): endoplasmic reticulum membrane
Molecular function (GO): ATP hydrolysis activity; membrane protein dislocase activity; ATP binding
Source: RefSeq, a predicted model, not a curated record